AUGAUAUGUUGCCUGCCGUUUUCCACCGCGCCGGGAAGACUAUUAUUUCUUUAGCCAAGUUCCUCGGUAAAACACGUUCCACCGGGUACCGGAGGUAAUGUUGAUUGCCAGCGGGCAACUUCGUAGCUUCAUACGUUAGCCGGCUUGAAACAGCCCCUGUUGUACUCCGGUGUUUACGGAUACCGUAAAAUAUCUACCGGAAUCGAAUCGUUUGUUCGCGGAUCGUGGUUUUCCUGCAUUUGCUAUGAUAGCCUGUGAAACAGUGUGGUUACAAAGUGAAUGGAAACAAUACACAGGACUGUUGAAUACUUUGGUCGUGGUUUUUAAGUUAAAAGGCUGCUGCUGACCUCGACCUUUGUUAGAAUUCGCCCCAUAAACCCCAAAAAGUUGUCUAUUGUGUUUAUCUCAUCCACAACAACGGACAGAACCAGGGCACCAUGAGUCAUUCAAGAAGCUACAAUUACUACGAGGGUUCUAGGUCCCGCAGUCGCGAACGAAAGUACCGGCGAGACUACAGAGAAGAGUCGGAACGAUAUAACGUACAAUCUUCAUCGUCUAGCCAUGCGCCGACGGAUUACAGUGCCUCAAGAUACCGGAGAAGUUCGCAUCAACGGAGCUCGCACUACCAUGACCAUCCUUCCUCGUCUUCAGGCUGCCCCUCUUACGCACAGUCCGGGAAAGUCGUACUGGCCGUGUUCAAUCUAAGCAUUUACACGACCGAAGCGGAGUUGUACGACAUAUUCUCCAAGUUUGGCCCGCUCCGAAAGACAACUGUUGUAUUGGAUGCAAAGACCGGUCGGUCACGAGGAUUCGGAUUUGUGUACUUCGAAAGCGCCGAGGAUGCCAAAGUGGCCCACGAUCAAGCGAAUGGCAUAGAAAUCGGAGACCGAAGGAUACGGGUCGAUUUUUCGGCCACGGAAAAGCCUCACGAUCCUACCCCGGGCGUUUACUAUGGGAAAGUUUCGCACCCGAAGGGCGGAUUCGGUGGACAUCCUGCGGGGCAUCCUGGCAUGUCAUCCGGCGGAGGGUAUCAUCACUGUAGGGCGUGCGAGGUGGAAGCACGGGACCGGGAACGAUGGGAACGCGAGACCCGAGCAAGGGACCAUUAUUAUUACGAUAGCUACUCGUCGCACGAUCGCAGCCGGGACCGUUCGUCUACGGGCCGGUCUGGACGGGGCGACUACUAUCGGGGCGGAACCAGUAUUCGCUGACAGUUCCCAUCCCAGCCGGGACAGUUAUCGAUGUAACGAGUUAUGAGUGAACGAGGGAAGGAGCGUAAACGUUAUCCUUUUGCGCCGACACAAUCACGAACAAAAGAGAACGAAGGUAAAAAAAAACUAGCUAAGCUAUGCAAAUCGAUACGGAGCAGGGAAAAACCAAAACUGGACAGGAAAAGUUGUGGUUUUGAGAAUAAUUUGCUAUGCAGAAUGCGGGAAAUCAUAUCCAUAGGACAUUGCACGAUGCCCAGUUUGCACAAACGCGAGAUACAGACUCCGGAUGCUGAUCAUCCCUCCUUCUUGCCCCGUUCUAGCGAGCCUUCCUUUGAUUUCUGCACCGGCCGACAGAAACAGGUUUCAAUCGCUCUGCAAAAUGUCCUUAGGCAAAGAAAAAACCAACAUGUAAAGACAACGAUCAAGAAGGGGAGGGAAAAAUAAGGUAGCAUGCAUGCGGAACCCUUAACGCACGCCGUCUGGAACUGGAUUCCUAUGGAGCGUAGUGUGCAGUUGUUUCAGUUUUUCUUUUAAAAAUCAUUCUUUUAUGCUCCCUCCCAAACAAAAACGUCCCGUUGCUAGUGAUCAGUUUAGCAAGUAAUGGUUUCUAUUUAACUGCCUCUAAAAUAAGUUCGUCUUUUAAGCGUUAAAGCUGAAAGACUGUUGUUUAGAAGGAUGUGCGUUUUAAUUCGUUAAUGUUUCGUUUCCAAGCUUUCUAAAAGGGCCGUUUCAUAUUGUAUAGGGAUGUUGUAAAAAUGAGGUAAACCAGUGUGGAAAUUAUUAGGAAAUAAUUAAUUUCAAUAAAAGAUUUUAUAAA
Messenger RNA from Anopheles coustani, 2028 nucleotides. RefSeq names its product transformer-2 protein homolog alpha-like. Lineage: Eukaryota; Metazoa; Arthropoda; Insecta; Diptera; Culicidae. The record is from RefSeq and is a predicted model, not a curated record. Gene Ontology annotation, molecular function: RNA binding. The transcript has 4 exons. The coding region runs from base 438 to 1211 and encodes 257 amino acids.